Adineta ricciae is the source of this 2724-nucleotide messenger RNA. NCBI's taxonomy places the organism in Eukaryota, Metazoa, Rotifera, Eurotatoria, Adinetida, Adinetidae. The record is from the annotation of a GenBank genome assembly.
AUGGCAACAUAUCAAACAUUCUCCAGUGCACCUAUGACGAUUAGCCUGUGCUUUCGAUUAUGCCGACAAUCGGUCAUUCUAAUCACGGCAAACCAUACGAAUUGUAUUUGCUUAUAUACAAUGAAUAAUCUACAACAAUUCCGUGAACAUCUUGGACAACUUUUAUCAAUCGAUGAUUGUACUUCGAAUUCAUUAGAACUCUACGCGUUGUCAAAAAAUGUUAAUAUUCUGCCUUCAUUAUCAUCGACAUAUGAAUGGACAUUGGAUGGAUGUUAUUAUCUCCAUGGUAUACAAAACUAUCAACCAGAUAUGUUGUUAACGAAUGAGGAUUACAUUCAAGGGAUAAGUUCUUGCCGAGAACAUUGUCAAAAGAUUCGACCAAGCGGUGAUUUUUCAUUUAUGUUUUCAUUGAAAAAAGCUUGUUAUUGCCUUCCGAUAACAAUAACGCCCAGAACUGCGGUACGAAAACCUCUAGUUCACUGCUCGUUUUUACCCUAUUUGAAAGCAAGUUUUUCAAACGUUUUCAACUAUUCGGAAGUUCAUUCGGAUACAGCGGUUAAAAUUGAUGUCCAACGGUAUUGUUCACCAACAUUCGUAUUUGAUCGAACGUUAUCUAUAUGCUUGAAAUCCAUUUCUAUUCGUUCACAAAAUUCCUAUUCAAGAACAUGUGUUCCAAUGUUAAUAGAAACACUCGAACAAUGGAAAUAUGUGCAUUCGUACCCAUCUGUACCGAAUGUGCGCACGUUUUUGCAGAUUGAAAGGAAUUCCUCGUACAUAUUUCAAUCAACGAAUACUUCUUUGUCAAUCGAUGAUAUAUGUGUAGUAGCCGCUCAGACAACUUCAAAUCGGUCAGCAUCGAUUGAUCUUGUUCCAUGUUCAACAGCAUCUCGAUCAGAUUAUAUCCUAUGCGCACAAAAACCAGUGCAACCGAAUAGUGAAGAUGAAACAGGAGUUCAAAACUUACAAGAUGAAGAACAAUUUCCUGUUGCUGAUGAAAUUUCUUGUCCAACGCAUUUCGUCUUGUUCAAUAAUAUGUGUUACUAUGUGUAUCCAUCAUUUGUAAAUAGUAUUCAAUCAGGAGACGAAGUUUGUGCUGGUAAAAACGCUGACAGUACUCUUGUGAAAUUGAAUUCUCACAACUGGGGAAAUAUUAACGCAACGAAGUUUCUUGGACGAACAAUCGAUGAUAUUCUUCUUGAAUUCUUUUAUUAUCAAUUAGAAUCUAACAAUGCAAUCAAUGGAAGAAACGAUACGAGCAAGAAACACUGGUUACGAUUACUACUCGGAGAAAAAUAUACACAAAAUGAAUGUGUUCUACGUUAUUUUACUCGUGCAUCAGGUGCAUUCACUGUUCUUCAUCGAUGUGUUGAUGGCGGUCAUCCAGUCUGUCAAUGUCAAGCAAUUCGACGAAAUAUCUCAAAAACUGAACUCAUUGAAAAAUCGACAGCCACUCCAUCAGACUUAACUGAAAUCAUUCAGUCUGAAACAGACACUCUGCCGGUACCCUUGAACUCAUCUAUUUCUGAUCCCAUGCCUGAUGAAGAUCUUCGUGAUAAUGAAACUAGAAUUGAUUAUCAAAUUCGCAAUACCAGUCGAUAUUCUCGCUAUCGUUCAUUCAUAAUCAUUAGCGUUAGUGGCCUGUUAGCACCCGUCAUCUUGAUCAUAGGCAUCGUCUUGCUCAUUCAUCAUGUUCGACGAAGUCGUGGAUCGUAUUCUACUCGUGGACCGAAACGUUCGUCAACAGGCACAACGGUAACAACAGAUGAACAAUCAAGUACACCGAGUGUGGUUUACACAAAAUUAAAAUCCUCUCCACCAUCAACAGCCAUCGAUAUAGACAUGUCAAAUCCGUUCGAUGACUCUGUUCACAUCGAUGAUCAGAUUCAAUUAUUACCAGAACUAGUCAUGCAACCAAAGCCCUCUGCCAUCGUUUCGUCAAAACAUGAACCUGAAUCUUCGAAUCAAAAUUUUUUGCUUGCAAACAUGACGAAUGAAUUAGAAGAAUUAGAGAAAAACUGGGAUGAACAUGCCGAAGAAUGGAAUCGUUGGAUUGGUGACUAUGGAGAUAAGAACCGAACAGAAUCAAGCGAUAUUUGCUUGUGGAAAUACGUUGGGGAUGUUGAGAAUCAAGUCGUUCUCGAUGCCGGCUGUGGUAACGGAUAUCUGACUAUAAAAUUUGUUCUUGAAACGCGUGUUAAGCACAUCAUUGGUAUUGAUUUGUCAUCCGUUUCUGUCAGGAUCGCAAAAGAGAACAUUGCUCGGCGAAUCCAAGAAGAAAAAGAUCGUGAAAGGGUAACAAUUCAACACGAUUCUGUCACUGAACUCAAAUCAGUUGAAGACAAUUCCAUUGAUUUGAUUAUUGCAAACUAUGUCCUCAUGGAUACACCGGAUCUGGAUUCGGUCAUCAAAGCAUUCACACGUGUUCUGAAGUCAUCAGGUCGAGUAAUUAUUGUUAUACUUCAUCCAUGCUUUGAUAUUGUGCCAGAGAAAGACGGCGCAAAACGUAUUUUUACAUGGACGAAAUCUUAUUUUGACGAAACAUCCGAGAGACAAGAAUGGGGUCCAUUUUCAUUGCAUAUGUAUCACCGAUCAAUGUCGGUUUACUUUCAAACAUUCAAAAAAUAUGGUUUGACAUUAUUAGAUUUCGAUGAGCCACGAUUUUUCUCAUCAUUGCAUCAGUACGAAUUCACUUGUUCAACGUUAUUUCAUUUAAAAAAGAACUAA